Triticum turgidum subsp. durum (durum wheat) is the source of this 624-nucleotide messenger RNA. The record is from the annotation of a GenBank genome assembly. NCBI's taxonomy places the organism in Eukaryota, Viridiplantae, Streptophyta, Magnoliopsida, Poales, Poaceae.
AUGGCCGAUCCAGCGGAGCACCGCGAGGAGGAGGAGGAGGCCGCGGCGGCCGGCGAGGAAGAGGACACCGGCGCCCAAAUCGCUCCCAUCGUGAAGCUCGAGGAGGUGGCCAUCACCACCGGCGAAGAGGACGAGGACGUCCUCCUCGACAUGAAAGCGAAGCUGUAUCGAUUUGACAAGGACGGGGGCCAGUGGAAGGAGAGGGGCACGGGUGCCGUCAAGCUGCUCAAACACAAGGAGACUGCCAAGGUCCGCCUCGUCAUGCGACAGGCCAAGACCCUCAAGAUCUGCGCCAAUCACCUCGUUGUGGCCACGACGAAGAUGCAGGAGCACGCUGGGAGCGACAAGUCGUGCGUGUGGCACGCUCUGGAUUUUGCCGACUGCGAGCUCAAGGAGGAGAUGUUCGCCAUCCGCUUUGGAUCCGUGGAGAACUGCAAGAAAUUCAAGGAUCUUGUAGACGAGAUUGCUGAGCAGCAAGGAAAGAAUGAGGACAAAGAGAGCGAGGAAGUCUCCUCUGCUGCCGAGCUGGUAGAGAAGUUAACUGUGACGGAGGUCAAAAAGGAGGAACAAACUGAGAAAGUGGAGACUCCUGCAGUAGAUGAUAAGAAGGAUGCUGAAGAGUGA